Molecule: messenger RNA, 2029 nt
Organism: Gastrolobium bilobum
Lineage: Eukaryota; Viridiplantae; Streptophyta; Magnoliopsida; Fabales; Fabaceae
Product: pentatricopeptide repeat-containing protein At5g66520-like
Exons: 1
Coding region: 57-1901 (614 amino acids)
Biological process (GO): RNA modification
Molecular function (GO): protein binding; zinc ion binding; RNA binding
Source: RefSeq, a predicted model, not a curated record
UACACCCCUUGAUUGUUCGUUCGUUAGGAACUAAAUGAGAAAAGAAGAUAUAGAGAAUGAGUAGUUGUUUGGUUCAGCCAUGCCCAUGGGUGAGUGUAACCCCAAUUCUGGGGGCGGUGGAGUCAUGUUCAACCAUGGCGGAACUGAAGCAACACCAUUCCCUACUCCUUCGCAUGGGUCUCUCCACCGACAACCAUGCCAUGUCUCGCAUCAUCACCUUCUGCUCUCUCUCCAAAAACGGCGACUUAAACUACGCUCUCAGGGUUUUCUCCACCAUUCCCAACCCAGACACCUUUCUCUACAAUACUCUAAUCAAAGCCUAUCUGCACUCCCAAAUCCCCUUCAAUUCCAUUCUCUUGUACACCCACAUGUUGGAACAAUCUCUCACGCCCAACAGUUUUACUUUUCCCUCCGUUAUAAGGGCUUGUUCGGCUCACCAAGCAAAACAGCUUCAUGCCCAUGUUCUCAAAUUCGGGUUUGGAGCUGACGUCUUUGCUCUUAAUAAUCUGAUUCACGUUUACGUUAGUUUUCGUUCCUUGGAUGAAGCCCGGAAGGUGUUUGAUAAAAUGCCUGUUCGAAAUGUUGUGUCUUGGACCAGCAUCAUUUCUGGGUACUCUCGGUGGGGAUUUGUGGACGAGGCUUUCCGUGUUUUUGAGCUCAUGCCCCACAAGAACUCUGCUUCUUGGAAUGCCAUGAUUGCUUCUUUUGUCCAAAGCAAUCGUUUUCAGGAGGCGUUUGCUUUGUUUCAUAGGAUGCGGCGGGAGAAGGUGGAGUUGGAUAAGUUUGUGGCUGCUAGCAUGCUUUCUGCUUGUACAGGACUCGGUGCUUUAGAACAAGGGAAGUGGAUACAUAGAUACGUUGAGAGGAGUGGGAUUGAGUUGGACUCAAAACUUGCUACAACCAUUGUUGCCAUGUAUUGUAAGUGUGGUUGUUUGGAGAAGGCGUUUCAAGUGUUUAAUGGGUUGCCGGAGAAAGGAGUUUCUUCAUGGAAUUGCAUGAUUGGAGGGCUUGCAAUGCAUGGGAGAGGAGAGGAUGCCAUUAGGCUUUUUAGGGAGAUGGAGAAAGAAAUGAUUGCCCCUGACAGCAUCACUUUUGUGAAUGUCCUCACAGCAUGUGCUCAUUCGGGAUUGGUUGAGGAAGGGCGUCAUUACUUCCGUUACAUGACUGAUGUUCAUGGCAUUGAGCCCACCAGGGAGCAUUAUGGUUGCAUGGUUGAUUUGCUUGCUAGGGAUGGAAGGCUAGAUGAAGCAAGAAAGGUCAUAGAUGAGAUGCCCGUGACUCCUGAUGCCGGUGUUUUAGGUGCCCUUCUUGGAGCUUGUAAAAUCCAUGGAAACUUCGAGUUAGGAGAGCAGGUGGGUAAGAGAGUGAUUGAACUUGAGCCUGGAAAUAGUGGGCGUUAUGUAAUACUAGCUAAUAUAUAUGCAAAUUGUGGUAAAUGGGAAGAAGUUGCUAGUGUGAGGAAAUUAAUGAAUGAUAGGGGAGUGAAGAAGGCACCGGGCUUUUCCAUGAUUGAAAUGGAGGGCAUUGUUAAUGAGUUUGUUGCAGGGGGAAGGGCUCAUCCUCUAGCUAAAGAAAUACAUGCCAAAGUUGAUGAGAUGUUGGAAUCAAUCAGGUUGGUUGGUUAUGUUCCUGUCACUGAUGGUGUGUUACAUGAUCUUGUUGAGGAAGAAAGGGAGAAUCCCCUUUUUUACCAUAGUGAGAAACUUGCAAUUGCUUAUGGUUUGUUAAAGACUAAACGAGGAGAAACCCUUCGUAUCACCAAGAAUCUGAGGGUUUGUAAAGAUUGUCACCAAGCAUGUAAACUGAUCUCGAAGGUUUAUGAUUGUAAUAUAAUAAUAAGGGACAGGAACCGUUUCCACCAUUUUAGCAAAGGAGAAUGUUCUUGUAAAGACUAUUGGUAACUAAUUUGCAAUUAGUUACAGGCUCUUUUUUUUUUUUUUUUUUUUUUUAAUGUAUAAAUUUUGUAUCUCACGUGUACCCAAAAGCAAAGCAGCAUGCUUCACAUAUAUCUCUGUAUCAAAUCAUCAGU